Molecule: messenger RNA, 2766 nt
Organism: Punica granatum (pomegranate)
Lineage: Eukaryota; Viridiplantae; Streptophyta; Magnoliopsida; Myrtales; Lythraceae
Source: RefSeq, a predicted model, not a curated record
UCUCUUUCACACAACUCCUCCCUCCAUCUCGACUCCCACUUUUCAAAACCCCCCCACUUUUGUCUUUCACGAGCAGUACCCUCCCCCGACCCGAGCUGUGAAGGCUUCAGCUGAGCUCUCUCUCUCCCCCCUUCCCCUCGAGGAAAAAAGAAAAGAAAGAAAAAGAGCCCAGCUCAGCUCAGCCCAGGGUUUCGUUUAUCAAUAAUCACCACGCCACCCCACCCAGACCACACAGAGAGCCCAGCAGCUCACUGCUCCAGCCUCGAAUUGAGCUGAGAACAACCUGUUGCUUGCUUGCUUUCCUUAGGGUUUCCCAAUUCACUUUCGGCCCUUCCUUUCCUUUCUGCUCACACCCCCCUCCCCUCCCCCUCCCCCUCCCCCUCCCCUCAUUGGGGCAGCCCGCCCGCAUUGAUGGGGAUCUGGCUAGCUAGCUAGUACCAAGUAUAAUCCUCAGAAUCCGAAGUGGAGGGGAAAGAAUUACAAAAAAAAAAAAAAAGUGGGGAUCUUUCUUUCUCACUAUUGAAACUAUGGAAGACAUAGGUCUGUUCAAGCAAGGUUGGAAGUGGAUCCAGUCGCAGAAGCAUGCCUGCUCGCGUGCCAGAAAUGCCGCCUCGUGUUUCAGAGAUAAAGCGGACAUCUUCGUGGAGCGCCAUUGGCCGGUGGUUUGUUCUUGGUGCUCUAGGUUUGGGAAGUUGGUGCUUCUCCUGCUGCUUUAUUGGAGGGACUGUGUCUUCAGGGGCUUUCAUUCGGUUAUUGGAUUUGGUCCUGCCGCUCUGCUCCUCAUCAUGUGGAGUUGCUUCCUUAGUCUAACUUCCUUGUCUUGCCUGGUUUAUGUAGUCAUUAGCAUGGGAGCUGCUGGAGCUGCCAUUCAGUACUUAGGUUUCACUCCAGGUCUUUUUAUUGCGGGACUUUUCGCAAUCUUGGUUUUAUGGAUGUAUGCCAACUUCUGGAUAACUGGAACCUUGUUCAUAAUAGGAGGUUACUUGUUCUCCCUGAACCAUGCACGUCUGGUGGUUUUGAUGGCAACUCUUUAUUCUAUUUAUUGUGUCAAAGUUCGAGUUGGAUGGCUUGGUGUUCUUCUUUCUAUCAACCUCGCCUUCUUCUCGAAUGAUGUACUGAGCUAUUUGCUUCAGUGUUGUGACAAUAUAAGUGAGAGUACGCAGUCCACUGAGCAGAAGGAAUCUGAAACUUUGACCGAAGAUGAAUAUUCUGGAGACUCUGAAUUUUCUUCUCAUGAGGAACCUGAAAAGGUGCAGUCGUGCAAAUCAUCCAGCAAGCCUCCUGCCUCCUCAUCUAUCAUUAAUAAGCAGAAAGAGUCAUCUACCAGCACAGUGGUUAGAGAAGAAACAACUUCACUUGAUGAGAUGAAAAGGAUAAUGAGCAGUGCUGAUCAUUAUGAAUCACUGGGUUUUCCUCGGCAUAAGAAAAUUGAUGCCAUGAUUCUGAAGAAGGAAUACCGGAAAAAGGCCAUGCUGGUUCAUCCUGAUAAGAAUAGAGGAAGUUCACUUGCCAGUGAAUCAUUCAAGAAACUUCAGUGUGCAUAUGAGGUUCUUUCUGAUUCUACAAAGAAGAGAGACUAUGAUGAGCAACUAAAGAAAGAAGAAACUAAAAGUAGGAGUGUUUGCCAACAGACACAUGGUUUCUCGCAACAGGAUGGUACUGAUUAUUGUGCCGAAGAAUCAAGACGCAUUCACUGCACAAAGUGUGGGAAUUCUCACAUAUGGGUCUGUACCAACCGAAGCAAGACCAAGGCAAGAUGGUGUCAGGAUUGCUGCCAAUACCAUCAAGCGAAGGAUGGAGAUGGAUGGGUCGAGUACAAAGGCUCUUUGGUUUUUGAUAGGCCCCACAAGGUGGAAAUACCCCGGGCUUUUGUUUGUGCUGAGAGUAAAAUCUUUGAUGUGUCAGAAUGGGCCAUCUGUCAGGGCAUGGCUUGUCGUCCAAACACACAUCGUCCCAGCUUCCAUGUAAACAUGGUUGGCCUCGAGAGAAAGACUCAACGGUCCAACUCUAGCAGAUACCCAUGGGAUUUGGAUGCGGAAAUGAUGGACGAAGAGGAAGAAGAAUUUGAACUGUGGCUUCAACAAGCCCUUGCCUCGGGCCUCUUCUGUGAAACCUCAAAGCGCAGAAAGAGCUGGAGCCCAUUCAAGCUGUAUCAGUUGAAGGGGAAGAAGCAAUGGCGAAGGGCAUCUUCUUAAAUGAAUGAAUUGCAACGCAUGGAUGUGCCCUCUAGUCCCACCUUGAGAGGAGAAAGGCGAAACUAAAUCCCGGAUGCCAGGUACUGUUUGGGAGGUGGUGGGUGUUCUUGUUCAGAUCCAAACUUUGUUCAACAUCUUCCUGUUGUGGAUCUUAAGUUUCAUUCUCAUCAAAGAUGAGGUCGUAAUGGAUCUGAGGGGUAACUUUUGUGCUGGGUCAUCAGCGUGUAAAUAAAGUUAGGUUCAAUUCUAUUUCUUCAGAAAAUUUUCAGUAGGUUAGAAGGUCAGUUUUGCUGGCAGUCUGUGUUGGAAGCUAUUUGGAGUAUUAAUCAGAGAGCAAUACUGAUCCCAAUCGUGUAUCCCGUGUACUUACUGUACAUUGAUGAUCAAGAAGCCUGUCAAGUCCUGCUUGGCUGCAGGCCGGCUUAGCUUGAAGUCAGGCAAAGCACGCUCGCAGGACAUCCCUAUCAAAUUGAUUGCUGAUGGUUACAAAUUGCUGAUGAUUACAAGCCCUAAGUCGUUACUAUCUAGGGAGAGUAUUUUUAUUGCAAACUUGAGCUUUGAACUUCAGAAA